GAGUUACCAGAACCACGAUUUCAUGAUUAGAAGAUAACUGAGAAACGAACAUGGAUGCAUCGAAGUUCUCCAAUUUCACUAUUGAUUACAUUCUGGGGGAAAGAACAGGACCUCACACACAUGCAGACCUCUCAUCAGCAUCGCAGAACUUUCAGGAAGAGUUCAGCAAAGUGAGCCUGCCUUCAGUGAGUGGGUUUAAUGCUCAGGCUAGCGGGGUGCCAGUGAUGGGUUUCCCUGCGCCCUGCCCGGGCAUCUACGAUACAGCAGCUUGUUAUAACACUUUCCACUGCUGUGGACCUGUCACUUACUAUCAGACCAACUUUAACAUGGGUUACUGCGGCGGGGAGCACUGGAUUCAUGGCCAGCCAGAUUACGACAAAGAGGAAAGUCAUCAGAGUCCGCAGCACAGGCAGCGAAACCGCAUUAGGACAGUGUUCACCGAGAGCCAGGUGAAGCAGCUCGAUCAGCUCUUCAGCAUCACCGACUACCCCACUGCGGAAGCGCGCGCACAGCUGGCGAGGAGCACGGGCCUGAGCGAAGAGACAGUCCGGGUAUGGUUCAAAAACCGCCGGGCUCGACGCAAGAGGCAGAAAACCACAAGUGACUCAACAGAACCUUAAACAACUUAUCUUAUUAUUUUUUUAUUUAGAGCAGAACACUUGUUUUAAACAAAAUAAAGCUUGAUGUUUCACAUAAACUGCAUUGUUGUUUUGUACUUUUUUUUAACCAACAGGUACAUUCAUGUAUGAUUAAGUUUUCUACAAAU
Messenger RNA from Pangasianodon hypophthalmus (striped catfish), 766 nucleotides. It is a transcript of the gene dharma, whose product is annotated as dharma. The transcript is spliced from 3 exons. Gene Ontology annotation, biological process: regulation of transcription by RNA polymerase II. The record is from RefSeq and is a predicted model, not a curated record. Lineage: Eukaryota; Metazoa; Chordata; Actinopteri; Siluriformes; Pangasiidae. The coding region runs from base 51 to 620 and encodes 189 amino acids. Gene Ontology annotation, molecular function: DNA-binding transcription factor activity, RNA polymerase II-specific; RNA polymerase II cis-regulatory region sequence-specific DNA binding. Gene Ontology annotation, cellular component: nucleus.